Paraglomus brasilianum is the source of this 269-nucleotide messenger RNA. NCBI's taxonomy places the organism in Eukaryota, Fungi, Glomeromycota, Glomeromycetes, Paraglomerales, Paraglomeraceae. The record is from the annotation of a GenBank genome assembly.
AGGAAAUAUACAAAUUGGCAUAUAAUUUAGCAGAAAGCGAACCCACGAAAAUAGCUAAACCCUCACGUCUCAAAUUACUUCGAAAAGAUCAGCGUAAACUGAGGGCGGAUUAUUUGACAAUAGAAGCAACAUACAUACCUGAUAUCACCUAUGCAUCGAAUAAAAAACAAAGAGAGUUACAAGAACUUCGUGAAGACAAAGGAUUUUAUUGUCCUGACUUCUUUGCCCUCGAAAAAGUGCGAGAGCAGUUACAAAAAUGCGAUAUAUAA